AUGGAUAGAAUAGCAGAACUUAGCAGCUAAAUUAUUAGAAACGAUACCAACGGUUUCUAAGGAAACAUCUUCGAAUAAGUCUAAUUAGCUCCUCCUGAUCCAAUUUUGGGUACCGCAUUGGCUUACAAAGCUGACACUUCUAAGGACAAAAUGAACUUGGGUGUUGGUGCUUACAGAGACGAUAACGAAAAGCCUUAUCCCUUUAAGGUAGUCCGUAAGGUUGAAAGCUAGAUUGUCAAUGAUCAUUCGAUUGAUAAGGAAUAUCUUCCAAUCGAUGGUUUGGCUCAAUUCAAUGCUGCUGCUCAGUAACUCAUCUUUGGCAAGGAUAGCACUGCCGUUAAGGAUGGAAGAGUUAUCACUUCUCAAGCUAUUUCAGGAACAGGUGCAUUGAGAAUCGGUUUUGAAUUCCUUGCUAAAUUCUACAAUCGUGAAGUCCUCGUUAGCAAUCCUACCUGGGGUAAUCACCAUGAUAUCAUCAAGAGUUCUGGUUUGAACUUCAAGUAAUAUCGUUACUAUAAUCCUAAGAAUAUGUCUCUUGAUUUCAAUGGUAUGUUCACUGAUAUCUCUAUGGCUAAGCCAGGCUCUAUCGUUUUGUUGCACGCUUGUGCUCAUAACCCCACCGGUCUUGAUUUGACUGAAGAUCAAUGGAAGAGACUUGCUGGUCUUUUCAAGUAAAACAGAUUAUUCCCCUUCUUCGAUUCUGCUUACCAAGGUUUCGCUACAGGUGACUUAAACAGAGAUGCUUACUCUAUCAGAUUAUUCACUGAAUUAGGAUUCUAACUCAUAGUUACUCAAUCUUUUGCUAAGAAUAUGGGUUUAUACAGUGACAGAAUUGGUGCUUUCCACUUGGUUUGUGCCAACAAAGAAACUGCUGCAAAAUGCUUAUCUCAAUUAAAGUUGGUUAUUAGACCUAUGUACUCCAAUCCUCCUGCUCACGGAGCUAGAAUCGCUACCAAGAUCUUGACUGAUCCUACUUUAUAUAAUGAAUGGAUGGAAGAAUUAUCCAUGGUAUCAAGGAGAAUUAUUGAUAUGAGAACUGCCUUAAAGAACGAACUCGUUAGAUUAGAAGUUCCUGGAAACUGGAAUCACAUUGUUACCCAAAUCGGUAUGUUCAGCUAUACUGGUCUUACCCCCGAGCAAGUUGAAAUCCUUAUUAACAAAUACCACAUCUAUCUCUUAAAGAAUGGUAGAAUUUCUAUGUGCGGUAUUACAACCAAGAAUGUUGGUUACUUAGCUGCUGCUAUCAAGGAUGCUGUCCUUUCAACUCAAAAGAAAUGA
Molecule: messenger RNA, 1278 nt
Organism: Tetrahymena thermophila SB210
Lineage: Eukaryota; Ciliophora; Oligohymenophorea; Hymenostomatida; Tetrahymenidae
Product: class I/II aminotransferase
Exons: 8
Biological process (GO): biosynthetic process; amino acid metabolic process
Cellular component (GO): mitochondrion
Molecular function (GO): pyridoxal phosphate binding; L-aspartate:2-oxoglutarate transaminase activity
Source: RefSeq, a predicted model, not a curated record